GGGGAGUGGCUGCAGGCUAAGCAGAGGUAGAGGCCAUGACAAUAUCUGCAGCAGACACACUCUCAACUGUCUGCACUUCAGCUGCAGUAUCUACUCAUCUCUCUUUAACUUAAUCAUGGACACCCACUUUUACAACCCAAACAUGGCCAGCAACUUAGGAUGCAGCAGAAAAAAUGAUGAGGAGCUGAGGAUAGUGAUAGUGGGGAAGACUGGUAUUGGGAAGAGUGCCAGUGGAAACAACAUUCUGGGACGACAGUGCUUUGAAUCAAAGUUCAGUGCCAAGUCUAUGACUGUAGAUUGUUCCAAGGGCAAAAGUGAGGUGAAUGGGCAACGGGUUGCUGUGAUCGACACCCCGGGCCUGUUUGACACCAGGUUUGGCAUGGAUAAAACUACUAAAGAUCUCUGCCAGUGCAUCUCUUACGCUGCUCCUGGACCCCAUGUGUUCCUGGUGGUCAUCAGGCUGGGCAGAUACACUGAAGAGGAAAAGCAGACAGUGCAAAGAAUUCAAGAAAUCUUUGGCCAGGCUGCAGACAGAUACAGCAUGGUCCUCUUUACUCAUGGUGACCUUCUUGAAGGCACAACUAUUGAGGAAUUCUGGGCGGACAGCCCGGACCUGCAGGAACUUGUGGACAGAUGUAAUGGCCAGUACCAUGUCUUCAAUAAUAAGCUGAAGGAUCGCUCUCAGGUCACUGAGCUGCUCCAGAAGAUCAGAGAUGUUGUCCAGAAGAACGGAGGAAGCCACUACACCAACCAGAUGUUCCAAGAGGCAGAGAGGACGAUUGAAGAGGAGAAACAACGCAUCCUGAAAGAGAAAGAAGAGCAAAUACGCAAAGAGAAAGAGGAACUGGAGAGGAAACUACAGGAAAAACAUGAUAAAGAGAUGAAGAAAAUGUAUGAACGACUCCAGGCUGAGAGAGAGAGGGAGAGGAGAGAGAGAGAGGAGGAAAGUAAGAGGGAGAGGAGAGAGAGAGAGGAGGAAAGUAAGAGGGAGAGGGAGCAGAUGAGUGAGGAGAGAAAGAGGGAGAAGGGAGAGAGAGAAAUGGAAAGAGAGAGAGAUAGAAAGGAGAGAGAAAAGGAGAUGGCAAACAAGAUGAAUAAGAUGAAAGAACAACAUGAGAGAGAACUGAAGGAAGAAAGAAAAAAGUUGAAGUCCAAACAUGAAAAGGAGGCAAGGGAGGAAGCAGAGGGGUUUAAUCCAUUAUAUCCUCUGGUAGCAGCUGGUGAACUGGUAUUGGAGGGUGGCCAAAAGUUAGUUUCAGGAAUAAAAAAAUUAGGAAGUGCAAUUGGGAGUUGGUUCUCUUGAUGUCUCAGGCAGUUCAACUACACAGAAACCCUCCACAGAAAUAUAAUCACUAUUCUCCUUUUUUGAUUAGCGCAGUGAAUGAUGAAGAAGCUAAUUGUGUUUAUCGAAGUAGAGCUAUAGACUCAAGCAUAUUCUCAUAUUGACAUCUUUUUUUAGGAUUUUUUAAAUAUGGCCUAAAUAUGUAUUCAGUGUGUAAGAUAACUUUUCAAAUUAUAACAUGUUUGCUCAUCAUUAACAUUUUAAGCAACAACACAGUUUGUCAUCAAAGCAUUCUUUUCACAAGUUAUGUAAUGAUGUAUGUGUUCAUAUUCUAAACUGAACUAGUAAUAAACAUGUGAUAUUAAGAACAAA
This is a messenger RNA of Anoplopoma fimbria (sablefish), 1654 nucleotides long. RefSeq names its product GTPase IMAP family member 4-like. Gene Ontology annotation, molecular function: GTP binding. Bases 116 to 1303 code for a protein of 395 amino acids. The transcript has 2 exons. NCBI's taxonomy places the organism in Eukaryota, Metazoa, Chordata, Actinopteri, Perciformes, Anoplopomatidae. The record is from RefSeq and is a predicted model, not a curated record.